AUGCAAGCUGAGUUACUGGAAGAAGCUACCAGUAGCAGUGACAGAGGAAGCGCUAACCAGCAAAAGGCACUUAUUUGUUGUAUUCCUGGCGCGUUUUCACGGGCACUUGAAGGGCGACUUAGAGAAUGUGAAGUGAAAAUAGCGGGAGAGCAAGAAGUUAUCGAGCAUCUAUCAAGUGAAUGGUCGUGUUUGAUGGAGUGCGAAAGAGAUUCAGAGCUACGAGCUGAAUUAUUGAAAAACGCGUUCAAUAGAUUCGAGUCACUCAAGUAUACAGUGCUUUCUUCCGUUCCUGGAAUCCACACACUCUCCGAUUUUAUCAGAAAAUACCCGGACUGCAAAGUUGUCUUCAUCAAACAAAGCUUCAAGCUGCAAGACUUCUGUAGCACCUUCAGGAGGACGGACUGGUUCGAAACUAAUUUCGGCAUCCGAGGUCCUGAAUUGCGAUCGUUUUACUGGAUCAUUUUGCCGCUCUUUAUGCAGAGUUUCUUCAAUAUUGAUCCACCGCGCAAUCUUUUCAACAGUCCUGCCAAGGGAUCAGAUUCUGCCACACUCUAUCAAAUAAACCGCCAUGAACUAAUCGAGGCCGCGGCCGGAUCACAAGAUGCCAUAGAAGUCUUUCUCAGCCAUAAAGUGAAUCCACAGAAUCUUAUGAAACUAUCACUCGAUGACGAUAUUGAUGAUGCGGUUCGGUUUUUAGGAGGAAAGAUUAACCCUGUUGGGCAUCAGGAUUACGACAAGGCCUUUACGUCAGAGUACUGGAAUCGAAUGAAGAUUAGAGACACCUUGCUCGUCAUAGCUAAAUGCUGCGUUGCCAUCCUUAUCGUCGCUCUUCUUGCGGAGAUUCUUCUACUGUAA
This is a messenger RNA of Oikopleura dioica, 855 nucleotides long. Lineage: Eukaryota; Metazoa; Chordata; Appendicularia; Copelata; Oikopleuridae. The record is from the annotation of a GenBank genome assembly.